UCUCUCCUCUCUCCUCUCUCCUCUGUCUGUACCCUAAAACCAAUAAAAGGGACACCCAUUUCCCACAUCACAAGCCGCUCUCUUGCAGCAGUCUUUUCAAUCCAACUUAGAGAGAUAGAGAGAGAGGGAGAGACUGGUUCAUUUGUUAUUUGUCUUAUUUCCUUUUCACUCUUUGUUUCUCAAUUCAAUCUUUGAACACAGAAAUCGUUGAUUUUUCAUCUAUUUAUUAUCUAAAACAAUCAGUUGAAUGAAAACCAUGUUCUCUUUUUCCAUUUUAUGAUAUGUAUUAUUAAAACACAGAGAGAGAAGCACACGAAUUUAGAGAGAGAGAGAGAGAGUUUUGAGGUGUUGAAAUGGCACCCAGUUUUGAUUGUGCGGUAUUAAGCCUUCUCUGUGCAGAAGACAACAGCAGCAUUUUUGACGAUGAUGAUGUUGCUAAUGGGUCUCUGGGGGAGGACUUUGAACCCACUUGGAAUCAUAGAAAUCACCGAAUGAGUAAUCAAAACCAGGGCUUUGAUGGUGGAGAGUCCUUGAAUGGGUUACCGGUUCAGACUGAUGAGUGUUUGGCUUUAAUGGUCAGAAGGGAGUGUGAGCAUUUGCCUAGUGGUGAUUACUUGAACAGGUUGAGGAAUGGGGACUUGGAUUUGGGGGCCAGAAUGGAGGUUGUGGAUUGGAUUUUCAAGGUUCAUGCCCAUUUCAGUUUUGGACCUCUAUGUGCAUAUUUAUCCAUGAACUACCUGGACAGAUUCCUUUCUGUCUAUGAAUUACCAAAGGGUAAAGCUUGGAUGAUGCAGUUGUUGGCUGUAGCCUGUUUAUCUCUAGCAGCCAAAAUGGAGGAGACUGAAGUCCCUUUAUGUCUAGAUUUACAGGUGGGUGAAGCAAGAUUUGUGUUUGAAGCUAGAACCAUUCAGAGAAUGGAGCUUCUGGUUUUGAGCACAUUGAAUUGGAGAAUGCAAGCAAUCACUCCAUUCUCCUUCAUAGACUACUUCCUUAGCAAGAUCAAUGGUGAUCAAACCCCUCCAAGAUCUGCAAUCUCUUGGUCAACCCAACUCAUUUUAAACACAAUAAAAGGGAUUGACUUCUUGGAAUUCAAGCCUUCUGAGGUUGCAGCAGCAGUGGCAAUGUCUGUGGCUGGAGAAACUCAAACAGUGGACACUGAGAAAGCAAUUUCUGUUCUCAUACAACAUGUAAAAAAGGAGAGAGUGGUGAAGUGUGUUGAACUGAUCCAUGAGUCAUCAUUAUUGUCAAGUGGGGCUUUCAAGGGCCCAAGUGUUGCAGUCCCAUCUGUGCCCCAUAGUCCAAUUGGUGUCCUGGAUGCUGCAUGCUUGAGCUAUAAAACUGAAGAUACAACAGUUGGUUCAUGUGCAAAUUCUUCUCAUAAUAGCCCAGACCCUAAAAGGAGGAAGCCAAACAGACCCUGUGAAGAAGUGGAGGAGCUUUUAUGGGACUUGAGGUGAACUUUUCACCCAAAUCCAAUCACUUUGAUUUACUUCUCUGGUGUGGUUUUGAAGAUGCCUCCCAAAAAAAAAAAAAAAAAACAGAAAAAAAAAAAGCGGUGCAAAGAAGAGUUGAAUAAGUUUGGUCAUGGAAUCAAGAGGUUACAUGUUCUUGGCAUGAAACAACCUAGAGUCACUGGCCAGCUGUUAAAUAUUAGAUUCCUUAGCAGCUAUAUGGUCCUAUUGACAAGGAAGGGAGUUGGGGAAAGGAAAAAAGAUGGGCUUUGUUUGGUGGAUACAGUUUGUUUAGGCAAGGAUAAAGAAAAGAGAGAGGAGCAAGGAAAAAGGAGGCAUGAUGAAGGAAAUUUGGGGGGUGGUUUUAUUUUAUUUUAUUUCAAAUUUUAUGUUCAUUUUUUAUUUGUUUUUUUCUGUAAACGAAAAAGGCUGUCCCUUUGUGGGAACCAAAAAGAGAGUGCCAAACAAAUGGCAAUGGAAAGAGAAAAAAGAAAAAGGAGAAAGAAUAUUUAUGGGUUUUUUUUAUAUUACUUGAUUAACUUUAAAAAGCAAAAAAUUUCCUAGUAUAAUUUUUUAUUUUUUAUUUAUUUUUUUAUUAUUAUUUUUUUUUAAGGGACUGUGAAGUGUGGGUUUCACAUCACCACCAUUUGAGAUAGUGUUAAAGAAAUCUGUCACAUAGGACUACUUAAAUGCAAUACAUAAACCUUUGCCUAUUUUAUAUAAUAAAUUAGAGAGAGAUGGAGACCUCGCCAUAAAGAAUCCUUGAUCUUGCAAGUAUGGAUAUUAUUCAGUAUUCACCCUAAAGACCUUUAAAAGUUGCAUCAAUUUAAGAGGGUAUAGCCAUUUCUGCAAUAUGGCUUGCCAAUUAUUCAAAGAUAAAAAAGGGUUAGUUCACCGCACCAGAUUCUUUCACACGGGAUAGAAGGUGUUCCUAUUUUGAACU
Messenger RNA from Cornus florida, 2394 nucleotides. RefSeq names its product cyclin-D2-1-like. The record is from RefSeq and is a predicted model, not a curated record. Lineage: Eukaryota; Viridiplantae; Streptophyta; Magnoliopsida; Cornales; Cornaceae. Gene Ontology annotation, cellular component: nucleus; cytoplasm; cyclin-dependent protein kinase holoenzyme complex. The coding region runs from base 354 to 1457 and encodes 367 amino acids. Gene Ontology annotation, molecular function: cyclin-dependent protein serine/threonine kinase regulator activity. Gene Ontology annotation, biological process: regulation of cyclin-dependent protein serine/threonine kinase activity; mitotic cell cycle phase transition. The transcript is spliced from 6 exons.